AUGGUACAGCAGGGAAACCAUGUGGCUCUGUUUCCGACUCCGCGCUUGUAUACGGCUGAUGUAGUGGGUAAUGUGUAUGUCACCACUUUCCCUGCAUCUUCCGUUGGCGAAACCAACAAGGCGGAGCCUCCGGCGAAACGUCGGCGUGUGGACAACCAAUCAAGUGGUGGAGUUGAUGAACAUCCGUUCUGGGAGCCUGUUGUAGCAGCAUCAACCAGUGGAGCUGAAGCUUAUGGGGCCCGUGGCUGGUGUGGUUUGACUCCACUUGCAGACGACCAGGUGGUCUGCUGCAGGGAGUUCUUUUUUGAUUUGCGCCUGUUGGACGCGCGCAAUUGUGGCGCAGUGAUUCGGCAAUACGGUACUUUGCACGCCCCCACGGGUAUGGCAACAUGUGGAGGUAUUUUCCCUCAUGGUGUUGUUGUGGCGGAGGGGCCCGUUGCAAGUGUGUACGACACUCGCUGUUCCGGUGCUGUGAUGACAAAACAAACUGAGGCGAUGAGUGGAGGUCAGCGGUCUGUUCCUCUGGUGUCGAGCCGCUUUACCGACGCCACAACACGGGUGGCGGAUGUGUGCGCGACGUGUAAUGAAUUUGAAGUGGCAAUAGCUGUCGGUCGUGCGGUGUGUGUGCAUGACAUCCGAAAGUGGACGCGAGUAAGUAUAACCACUAGCGUGCUGAAAUAUGACAUCGGUUCUAUUGCUCCCUUCGCUUGUGGAAAAGGUGUGGUUGCCGCCGGAAUAGACGCAGAGGUACGUCUUGUUUUACUCACAGAGAAGUUAAAUGGUGCAUCAUCAACAACUGGUACGGUUGUCCACGGCGAGGGCAACUGUUGUGGUGGGAAUGGCUCUAAAAAGGAAGUUGAUGUGGACGUUAACGGUGGGGCAGCUGUAAAAAGUGAUGAACUGACUUCUGUGACUUCAUUCAGGAACCGUAUCGAUUCGGUAGUCAGCUGUCGGAGCACAUGGCAGGGCGGUUGGGUACCAUCCGUAGAUGCUUCUUGCGCCACAGGCAUAUCAGCUGACCACGAGUUUUUCAUGGCUUUUUAA
Trypanosoma brucei brucei TREU927 is the source of this 1044-nucleotide messenger RNA. RefSeq lists its product as hypothetical. The transcript has a single exon. The coding region runs from base 1 to 1044 and encodes 347 amino acids. Lineage: Eukaryota; Euglenozoa; Kinetoplastea; Trypanosomatida; Trypanosomatidae. The record is from RefSeq and is a predicted model, not a curated record.